CACUCUCUUUUCUCCCUAUCAUCAACUCUAGCUCAGACUAAACUCAAAGAGAGAGAGAAAGAUUGAAUCUUUGCCAGAUGGGUAGUGAAUUUUUGUCAAGAAAACCCCAUUAUGAUAUCACCAUGUCAAAGAGGACAAGAAAGCCAGCUUCAAACGUCAUCAACAUUCAAGAAUCUGCAGAAAACUGCAUCAGUGGUACGGUGAAGAUGAAUCAGGUGGUGAAUGAAGUGUGUGAUGAUCAUGAAGGGAUUAUUCAAGGGGAUGAUGAUGAUAGUGAUCGGAGCAAGAAGAGUUUGAAGCAGCUGAUUGAAGGCGGCCGGAGAGGGACUUCGCUGGGAGAAUACUUCACGGCGGAAGAGAAGCAGCUUCAGGUGGCGGUGGUGGCGGCGGAGGACGGCGGGUCUAAUGGAGUCAAGUUCAAGCGCAUGGUUCGCCGGUACACCAAAGUGUUGAGCCACAUGAUGAAGCUUAAGCGCGAUGCGAACAAACCCCAUUUCCGAUUAAAACUUUAAAAGUUGAGCAGAUUCAGAAAUAGUGAUUUUGCAGGAGCAAUUGGAGCUCCCGAGUGAAUCUUCUUCAUGCAAAAGAGUCAUGCAGAGAAUGGGAAAACAAACACAUUUUUGAGAAGAAGAUGGGAGGUUAUAUAUAUGUGUCUGUGUGUAUGUGUAAGUGAUUGUAUCGAUCUAUAAUCUAUUUCCUUGCUGGAAAUUAAUCUUGUUUCCUGCUACAUUUUGGACCUGGAAACCUUCUUCAACCAAGUAUAUAUAUCAUGAGCAAAUUAAAACCUUCUUUGCUUGUUCCAAGUA
This is a messenger RNA of Ipomoea triloba (trilobed morning glory), 806 nucleotides long. RefSeq lists its product as uncharacterized. The transcript has a single exon. The record is from RefSeq and is a predicted model, not a curated record. Lineage: Eukaryota; Viridiplantae; Streptophyta; Magnoliopsida; Solanales; Convolvulaceae. Bases 78 to 512 code for a protein of 144 amino acids.